Pocillopora meandrina is the source of this 8801-nucleotide messenger RNA. The record is from the annotation of a GenBank genome assembly. NCBI's taxonomy places the organism in Eukaryota, Metazoa, Cnidaria, Anthozoa, Scleractinia, Pocilloporidae.
AUGGCAACAAAUCUUCUAGGCACCCGAGUUGUUCGUGGUCAAGAUUGGACAUGGGGAAACCAAGAUGGCGGAGAAGGUUCUGUAGGUACAGUAGUUCAAGUCGGAAAAGACAAGAAGUCGCCUGUGACAGCACAGCUUGUUUACGUACAGUGGGAUUGUGGAGGGAAGCACGACUACAGGGCUGGAAUCGAAAGGAAACACGAUCUUCGAGUUUUUAGUCUCACAAAUGGCGGUGAGUGACGAUUUAAGUUUCUUGCUAUUUAUCUUAAUUUAAACGGAAAUAUCUGCCCAGACUCAUCCAAACAACUCUAGCUGAAUAUUAUAUUCCUUAAAGAGGAUAAACUGCAAUCUCAGCACUUUUGUUAGGCAAGCAAAUGAUGCAAAAAUUUCAAUUAAAUCGAUUUAAACACAUUAACACGAGGUUUAGAAACCAUGCGGACUGACAAUUGACACGGAUAAAUCAUUGGAUUUUCAACUGGAGUUGAAGUCCGUGACAAUCCUAACCAAAAUGAAAACAACGAUCCUCGUUUCAAAUUUUUAUACCUUCUCAUUAAAAGCUUCCCUUGCAAAAUUUUAGGCCGUCAAACUUUUCGAUGGACACUUUGUCUUUUAUAACUACACACGGUUUUUUAUAUGACUUGCGAUGUGUACCAUUGCUUCAUAAUAUGCAGAUUUUUCAUUUAUCAGCUUGCUCACUAAGUGAAAGUGGAUAUGUUACAGCGUGAAUCUGUUGUAUCCCAAAAAGUGCGUUCAGUUCCCCACAAACCCAGAGCUAUAUUUUUAAGUCAGACAGCAAGUUAUUGAAAAAGUUUGUUGUAAAAUGACCUCGAAAGACCUUUGUUUUGAUAUAUUAAGUCUUCCUUGUUUUCCGAGAAUUUCAACCUAUUAUCAACUUAUUAUCAACUUAUUAUUGAUUUAUGAAUAAAGGGGUAAGUUUCUAAAGAAACUGUGGUGCUGCGUCGGUGAGAGAGUAUAGCAGGUAAUUUAGUGUUAACAACUGGGUUGAAAACGUAAAUUAGCCACCGUACCGGAUGAAAACGUAAAUUAGCCACCGUACCCUUUACAGUGGCUAAUUUACGUUUUCAACCCAGUUGUUAACACUAAAUUACCUAUUAUUGAUUUAGGCGGCUUAACAACCCCAGGAGAGAAAAAAAAAAUGUAAAAAGGUUUCCCUUUACAUUUGAUGCGUUCACAACAACACUUCCGGCUCAGUCUCAAACAUUAUCGGUUCAUGCGCGAGUCUCUCUCUCGCCGUUAGAAAAAAGGUUUUGUAACAUAGAUCAGUAAACGUCUAGUCUGCAUUCUUUGAGAUGUCAAUCAACGCUUCCCAAGCUCCCCUCCCCCUCCUCUGAAAAAGAAAGGUGUAGGAGGUAGAGAAUCCAGCGACGUUAUCAAACAAACUAGGAGGGAGACUAAUAAACAGCUCCAUAUCAUAAUAUGCUCAUGUGCAAACUCUGCAAAGCUACGGGCCAACUUGUCCUUUACACAUCAUGCUAGUAGAAUUCAUCGUACAAACUCGUGUAGCCACCAAACAUCUUUUGCAAUUUCUGUUAGUCGUCAGAACAUAUGGGGCUGUUUUUGAAAACCAGUGGAACAUUUCCGGCAUUUUCGGAAAUCUUAGUGUUUUGUUUAGCUAAGUCAGACAGAGAAGGAUAUUGUGUAUCAGGGACUAAACUGCAUGUGGUGCCAAGAACAACCGUGAAUCUAUGAAUAUCAUAUAUUUAAACCACAGAUUAAUAAAUAAAGAAAAAAGUGAUGAUCGUAGUUGUGAACACUUCUUAGGCAGCAGUGAGAAUAAAGACUGGGAAACAUUCAAACCUGUAGGUCAUGGAUUCAACUCCCGCACAGAGCUAAAUUUUUUCCAGUCCCUCUUUUCACUGCUGCUUAAGUAGCGAUAAUCGCUGCGAAGAUUACUCUCAUCUUCAUUUGUGAUGUCGAGGCAUAACUCUUCACUCCUAAACGUAAGGUAUCUCUCUAUUUCAUAUUCUGGUUACCUCUUCUAUUAGACGCGAAACAUCUAUUUACUAGCUGCGAUGGUUGUAAAGAAGAUCCCAUCAUUGGACUGCGCUGGCACUGUUUAGAUUGUCCCAACUAUGAUCUGUGUAGCAAGUGUUACAUGAACGAUGUCCAUGAUGUCAAUCAUCGCUUUGAAAGAUUCGAAAAGAGUCGCGCCAAAGGGUAAGUUGUCAAAGAAACAGGUCAGCGGCCUGUGCGUCCACGUAAACCCAUCGAUGUCAAAAAUGUUCCAUUGUCUUAAAUCAAAUUUAACUUCAAUAUCUUUUGCCAAAGAAGUAAAACGUUAUUUGCCAUCAGAACUAAUACGUCUUACUCAAUAACAUUGCAUUCUCUAUUAAGUUUGGUUUCUUCCUCUCUUGUUGUUCUUUUCUUUUUAAUGAAAAUUGACUUCAAAUGAAAAAGGAUCAGCUUCAAGACGUCACGGUUCCUGUAGCGGUCCAGCCUCUACACUCUAAUAGGGAUUUAACAAUGAUUCUUUUGAAUAAUUUUUUACUUCAAUUUAACAACAUUUUUGUCAGCAACUAAAUACUUCUAGGUUUAUUUUAUUGUUCGUAGCUACAUUUUAUAUUUGUCACUAGUGGAAGAAAACAACAGAAUAUCGACUGAUAUUCUCUUGAAGAGUAUUAAUGAAUUAUAUAUUUAAUUGCGUCAUGCAAAUUUACAGCAUCCCCGUUGGCAAAAGGCAAGGCGCCACUAAGAUUGAAGCCCGCGGAAUGUUUAAGGGAGCAAAAGUAACCAGAGGACCAGACUGGGAAUGGAAGGAACAGGAUAACCAAUCUCCUAUGGAAGGCGAGGUUACUGAGGUCACCAGCUGGAGUGACGAGACUAAUAAUGAUGCUGUGCGAGUGAACUGGAACAUAGGACCGACGGGUAACAUUUAUAGAUUGGGAACAAAUGGAAAGGUGACGUGGGCUAAUGAAUUAUUGCUUUAUUAUUAUUGUCAUCAGUAACAUUAUUAUUAUUAUUAUUAUUAUUAUCAUCAGUUUUACAAUGAUAAUAAUAAUAAUAGUUAAUAGUAGCAGUAGUAGUUGUGAAAUAAUUUUUUUUUAAUCAUAAACAGGGAUCCAAUUCAUUAAAGUUGUUCCUGUUGACUUUCUCAGUACUAUAUCUUGAGAAUGAUUUCAUCUUUGGCACUCCAGACACUAUUUUACAUCUCGAACAUCUCCUUACGCCAUUUCAAGCACUCUAGAGCUUAAUUCAACCACAACUUGAGACUAGGUCACUUUGAAAAACUCUUGCAGUCAAAAAAAUCCCACACAUUGGAUACCUAGUCUUUACCUCUAUUUCCUUCGAACUGGUAGGUUGACCUCAAGUGCACUUCGCCAGCUGUUGGAGGAUAUUAUUACAAAGAUCAUUUACCACCGCUCACAGUGCAGAUAAUAAAAUCCAAAAGUGGGUUUAUGAGUGGUGACAAAGUCUACCUUCAGAAGCUUGCGAUAGGAAAGCUUCAGGAGUUAUCCGCUGGUCAUGGGGAAUGGAACGCAGACAUGGAAAGGGUUCGUUUGGGACUUGCUUUCACAAACUCAUAACACUAUCUAAAACUCUUAAAAACAUUUAGUGUCUAACCCUAAUUUGAGGCCCUGAAAGUCUCAGUAUUCAAUUCCCAAUAAGAAGAUAUUGGCCCUCCCCUCUGAGUGUACAAUAUCCUUAGUCUAGUUCAUAUCCUCUUAGAUUUAAACCAAUUCAGUGAAAUGUCGUUGACAACUCGCACUUUAGAAACAAUUCACUUAUAUCCACAGUAUAUUGGAAAAAUCGGAGUCGUGCAGGAUUUCACAACCAAUGGUGACGUUGUUGUAGAGUAUCGCGACAUAAGAUGGCGUUACAAUCCAGCAGUUUUGUCAAAGGUAAUGCUAACGCAAUCAUUUGUCUCGCCAAGAGCUUCUUCAAAUGAGUUAAUUAUAUUUGUGUUAUGAAGUAGCCCUAAUUUUUUCUUUGACUGUCAUAAACAUUGGCAUCAGGUAUGUUAGAACGAGUGGCUUAGAUCUUGGAUGAUCAAGAAAUAUCCUACAGAAGUUACUUAUGUCAAAAUUUAUAUGGUUCGUUCAAAGUUAAAACACUGACGAUGUGUUAAAUUUCUGACGGCACACAAUAAACGCCAUGUGAUUACUGAUAAUUUAAAGCAUCGCCAUUCGAUUAACUGGCCAACAGGAAUUACUGACAUGGAGUGGGACAGGAAACACUCCAAGAGCUAGCUAAAGGACAUUCUAGUGUCGUAUCACUAUAUAUAUAUAUAUAUAUAUAUAUAUAUAUAUAUAUAUAUAUACAUAUAAUUUUUCUUUACCCAGAUUCAAAAAUUUAAGCAAGGCGAUGAAGUCGUAGUUAAAAGUGAUGAGAACUUAGUCAAAGAGCUCCAAAAAGAACAUGGAGGAUGGCACGAGUCUAUGAUAUCAGUAAGUUUAAUUUUUUUUUUUUAAUUUUCUUCUUCGCAAACUCCUGUGUGCAUGUGCGGAAGCUAAAAAUGUAAACUAAAAGAAGCUAAAAAAGUAAACAAUACACGCCACUAAUCUGGAGCCAAUUAUAUAUGUAUUUCAAAAAGCUAUUGGAGAAUAAACAGUUUUAAACAAGAUAAUAUCUUAUCUUAUUCCAUUUGUAGAUCCUUGGUCGUACUGGAAAUGUGUUGGGAGUUGAUAGUAAUGGUGAUAUUUUAGUGUCAGUAGAAGGCACCAGAUGGAUGUUGAGCCCAGCUGCUGUGACUUCUGUCACUGACCCAGACCUCCAGCAGUCAACAGAGGCUUGUGACAUGGGCAGCGAAAAUCCCUUAGGUACAAAGUUAGGGUACAAUCGUAUUGAGAGCGUUAGUAAAAAUGGCCAAUCUAGAAGAGUAAAACCUUUGAAUCGCAUGGAAACGUCAGUGACUAGGACGUAAGUGAUUUGAGCUAUGCAUCUGAUUGGCUAAGAUGAAAGCAAGACUUUUCUCGACCACUCACAAAGCGAGAUAAACAAUUCAAUGUCAUCUAUGUCACUCAAUCGAAAACUGCUCUGAGAAACAAGAAGACAAAUUUCUUUAAAGCACAGAUCAUAAGUGUAGUUUUCUUCACAAUUACUGUUGUAUGUUUUUCUCCAGGGCUUUUCAGUCUCUUUAGAGACUUACUACGUCAAGCUCAUGAACAGGAGGCUCACGGCCUUGUGAAUGCUGCGCAAAGCAACAACCUCUCAAGACUCAUUGAGAUCUUGGAUGCUAACCCAGAACGGGUACCUUUUUUCUUUCAUUCUUUACUUUUGCAGAUGGCAUUUGCAAGUCUGAAAAACUUCUGAAAUCAAGGCAAUACGAUAAAUAAAAACAUAAGAUGAGAACUGUGUAAUUUAGGUUUUAGUAAACAAAGAUACCGAAAACGAUAAAAUUUAUCAGUGUAAUAUCAGUUCACGAUUUAGAAUCAAAUUUGAAUUUGGUAGCGUUUUAGAAAUUUGAAAUGAUCAAGGCUUUGUAUCUUUUUGUUCUACAUAGAUUGACGAGCUGGAGGGUGGUCACACUGCUCUUCAUGUUGCAUGUCGCCAGGGGCAUUGUGAAAUCAUCAGAGAAUUGGUUGAGAGAGGAGCCAACAUGGACAUACUGGUGGGUAAUAAUUUUUUUAAUUUUUGUCUUAUCAUUACUGUUAUUUUUUGCUCCGUUCAAAUUACUGUAACUGCUAGUGCUACACGAGGAGGAAAACCAAUCAACCAACCAACCAACCAUCGUCGUUGUCGUCGCAUGAUCGACAAGCUUAAAUCAUUAUUUUGACAUACUAAGUGUUCAGGAGAGGAACCUAGUUAUUCAUACACUUUUAUGUACUUAAAAUACAGGAUAAUCAGGGAUACACAGCCAUGCAUCACUCUACUUACCAGUAAGUUGAGUAAUUUUAAGUAAGCUGGUCAAACUUAUAAUUCGAUUCAGAGCUUUUGUUUUGCUUUCCUUCGCCAAGCGAUUGUUUUCGCAAACUUGAGCUAUCCUCUCAGUCAAUUGAAUAAUAAAAAAAAACCAAGGACUAAAACCACUGAAUAACUUUUGGUAUGCUUGAAUUCGACAGCAUGUGAUUGUUCUUCGUGUUCAUUCAUCCGCUAAGUUAUUUUUGCAUGUCUAGACUUGCUUAGCUUUUUUUUUAUGACUCUUGCAGGAGCCAACGCAAAACAUCUGUAUGUUAUUGUUCAUAUAUUUCUUCCUUUAUGACAGUCACGUGAAUAUUCCUAGGAAAGCAGCAUAAGUAACCUCUUAAGUUAAAGUGAAAUGCAAAAAUGCCCAAUGUUUGUUGAACUUAUAUCCUCGUCAUCAUUCAGAGACGAAAGCGGUGAAGCAUUGAAACUGUUACUGGAGAAAGGCUUUGAUCCAAACGUUCAACACAGAAGUAAUAAGAGCACACCCUUACAUUUGGCUGUGAAAAGGAAAAACGAAACGGCAGUACAGAUCCUGACACAGUGCCCCGAGUGUGACGUCAAUCUACAGGUUCGUUGGUUCCUUUGAAGAUACCAGUUCUCCUGAGAAUACAAAUUCCUGAUGCUUUCUCGACUGUUUAACUAACUCAGCAAACAUUACACAUAUUAUUAAGACGCAUUUCGUUGUAAAAUCUAAAACUACAUAGCUCUUUACUUAUUUUAAAACGAUACAUGAAAAGUCUAUGUCCUGCCGUUGGAAAGUCUUAAGACUUAACUGUUUUGGCUGCGGCACCGGACAAUUUGACGUUUGCAACCAUUCUUGAUGUUUUCAUCCCAACAUUUUGGUGCUCAAAUACACUGCUACCCAAGCUGCCAGUAAAUAAACAAAGUCGAAAGGCACCACGUGACCCCUGACAUUACGCUUGAUCAUUUUCAGGACGAGGCAGGUGAUACCCCUCUCCAUGAUGCCAUCCGAGAAGAACACCACAACAUGGUGGAUAUGCUGUUAGAGUGUCCAAGAAUUUGUUACACUCUUUGUAACGGAAAAGGUUUCAAUUAUCUUCAACACGCUGUUUUAAGAGGAGAUAAACGGUAACUAUGCCAAAAAUAAUUACAUUACUACUGAGUUAGACAGCUUAAUCAGAGUAAGGGUACUAUAGCUUUUCAGAUCCUUGGCAUUGGAUGGAUCAAUAGUACCCAGACCCAAGGCAUAGUUUUCAACUAAUCGUCGCAGUUUUUGAGACACCUGGGCUUAGGCUUAUACGCAAACCAAGGUCGAACAUGAAGCUCAUGAUCUUCCUGAUUGCAAGGGUCGUUGGUCAUCACUCGGGCUGGUUUUCAUGUAAUUUGGACAAUUGGGGCGAUGAGUGAUCAAGAAGAAACGAGACCAAACAUUAGUUACAAAAUUACUUUAAUUUAAUGCUUUUACCAACAUUCGCUUUGACAUUCAGUACAACAUAAUUCUACUGUGUCAUUUAUUCACAGCGCCGUGGAAAAAGUUUUUGCCAAAACCGGGAAUUCUUUGAAUGUUGUUAAAAAUGAUGGGUUUACGACCCUUCAUAUUGCAGCAAUUAAAGAUCAUCGUGAGAUAGCUAACAUCCUUUUAAAGAAGGUAAUUUUAUAGAAAAAUGAUUUUAACGACUUUUCCCCGUUUAAUUAUCUUUUUUUUUUUCGCGUGCAAGACUCCCUUUGUGGUUAAUUUAACCGCUUGACAGAUUUGAAAGAAUGUCGUAUGUGUUUAAUCUUGGAAUGGAAUAUGACUUUCUGCGUGUGGUUAGCUGGGAUAUUCAACACUACUAUUCUCCAAUUGGAAAAACUACGAAAACAAAGCGCUGUCAUUUACUAUAACGAUCAGUUCACUGCAAAUAAUUGAUUGCUACAAGGCUUACGUAGAGGUUUAAUUUACUCUGGACAGGUGCUCCAUACCAACGAACCGAUAUCCUUGUUUCUCGUACGUUGUUAAACAACCCUUCUGUGAGUGAGAUGCUACUCCAUCAUUGUAUAUCCCAUGAAAUUCCGUCAGGAUGUCCUCUCCUGGGCAGGGAAAGGGCUAACGAAAGUUUCCUGCUAUAGAACAUAACACAGUGACCUAGGCAGAUCCUAUUGGUAAACAACCCGGGUCUGGAGUCUACGUUGCGAACCGUCAGGCCAUUGCGUAUUCUUUUUAUUGACAACCUCACCAAAAGUUUAUAAAAACUUUCGAACAAUGAAUCUGAAUCUGAUAAUUCAAUCCGAUAAAGAUAUUUUGAUAGUGAGAGUAUAUUUUUUCUCUAACAGCCGGGGUGUGAGGUCGAUGCUCUGACCGCUAAAAAUCAAUCGGCUCUUCAUUUAGCCGCCAAUGAAGGGUACUCAGUCAUGGUAGGGAUAUUGUUGGACCAUGGAGCCAGUGUGAAUGCGGUGGAUGAUGACGGAGAUACAGCGCUUCACAUCACUUUAAUGAAAGAACGCGUUUUUCAGAGAAAUCCGGAAGUAAUGGUAAAUAAGUAGCGUCAUAAAAUAUCGUGCUAUGAGCCUGUUCAUGGCGUUUAAUCAGUAAAAGAAGCUCGAUAGUAAACAGCGCUGUAGUCGCGGAGGGGUGAAGGGGUCAGGUCACGUAUACCAUAGCUAUUUCACCCUUCCGCUACUAUGACGCCUUUGGCCACUACGCUCUGUUUUACUAACUGAACACUUGAAACAGGCCAACAAGAAAUAGAUUUGUUUUAUUUUAGCCUGGUCUGGAGUUACUACUUGGUGUACGAAAGAGCAGUGCGCCCUUUGCUGCUGUCUCACGCUGCUUGUUAAGCUAUGGAGCUGACGUGUUGAAAGUCAAUGGCUCUGGGGAAACACCGCUGGACAGAUGUCGAGGAUCGGAAGUUGAGCAACUCAUUCGGAAGAUUGCAGCCUGUGGAGGGUAUUCAAAUGCUUUUGUGAUACCUGUACACCUUUCUAUGUUAAAGUAG